Messenger RNA from Symbiodinium natans, 597 nucleotides. The record is from the annotation of a GenBank genome assembly. Lineage: Eukaryota; Dinophyceae; Suessiales; Symbiodiniaceae.
AUGGUGACAAGUCUCGUGCCGAGGUACGUGGCAGCUCAGAUGGUUGGUGCAAUCUUGGCGGGAGCGAUGAUAAACCUCCUCGUCUAUGGCGGAACCAUUGCCGCUUUCGAGCGCGAGAACGGCAUCGUUCGUGGAGAGCCCAAAUCCAUCCUUUCCGCCUCGGCUUUUGGUGAGUACUUUCCAAAUCCAGGCCUCUCCAAAGAGUACGGCAGCGGGCCUUACGUCCAAGACGAUGUCUCGGUCUUUGGUGCUCUCAUGACGGAGGCUUGGGGGACGCUUAUCCUUGCGUUCGUGAUCUUUGGCAUCACCAACGGCCGAAACAAGGUCCUCGGCAGUGUAGAGCGCGUCGGCGUCCCCUUUGUCAUUGGCAUGACCGUGGCCGUUCUCCUCCCGCUGUAUGCCCCCAUCACUCAGGCCGGAUGGAACCCGGCACGAGACUUUGGCCCUCGCAUCGUGGCGGCUUUGGGUGGCUGGGGCGAGGUCGCCAUCCCGGGCCCGCGAAGCGGCUUCUGGAUUUACAUUGUCGGGCCAUGCCUGGGUGCUCCUGUUGGUGCCUUCAUGGCCGAGAAGCUGCUGUGGCGGAAGGUGGCAAAGUGA